This is a messenger RNA of Rhopalosiphum padi (bird cherry-oat aphid), 1199 nucleotides long. RefSeq names its product orcokinin peptides type A-like. NCBI's taxonomy places the organism in Eukaryota, Metazoa, Arthropoda, Insecta, Hemiptera, Aphididae. The annotation marks the transcript as partial. The record is from RefSeq and is a predicted model, not a curated record. The transcript has 3 exons.
AUUGUUGAACAUCGGCGAGACGGAGCCCGCCGACAACGAUGUGUUGCUUUUUCGGAUUCGUCAUCAGGCCAGCAUGCAAAGGUCUCACAGCGAAUCCGACAGACAAAAGGAGAAAAUCUUCUUAGAGACUUGGAAAUGUUGAGAGACCGUGCUGAGUACUUCGCAAGGCAAAACCGUCAUAUUAAUUCGUUGGAUGGCAUAGGUUUUGGGCAGAACAAACGGUUUGACACUCUCAAUGGUGUAUCUUUCGGAGGCCAAAAAAGAAACUUCGACGAAAUCGACCGCAGUGGAUUCGACCGGUUCAUCAAAAAGAACUUCGACGAGAUUGACCGCAGUGGAUUCGACAGGUUCAUCAAAAAGAACUUCGACGAGAUCGAUCGUAGUGCUUUUAGUAGUUUCGUGAAACGCCCCAGCAAGGUGCCAACGACCAAUUUGGAAUAGACGGCGACUCUGCACGCGCACGCACACACACGCACUCCCAAAUACACUUACAUACGUCAUGAUAAUAACAAUAACAAAAAUAAUAUAUUAUAAUACACUCACUAAAACUCGUAUAGACAUUGCCGACAUAGUUAAAGUAUAUGUAUAGUUUAGGUAUUAUAAAAGGAAAACGCGUAUUGCCAUUACUAGAUUAGUUACUAUAUUCCACUGCAUAGCAUUACGAUAUUAUUUAAUAAUAAUUAUGGAUAUGAAAAUAUAGCCAAUCAUAACAAUAUGUCAUUAUGUAUAAUAACGAUCAUCUGGAGUCCGCAUCACAUCAUUUAUGUCGUUGUUUGGACAAAUGCGCGCGUGCCAUUUUACCGGUAUAUAUCCCACCUUAUAUACCUUAAAUCUAUAAAUAUGUACUGUAGAAAUGGAAUUGAAUCCGUUAGUAAGCAUUUUAAAGAGUAAAUUUUAUUUUAAUUUUUGACGUGGAUUAGUCGUCAAAUAAAAAUAAAAAAAAAAACAAAUAAAAACAAAAAAACUAAACAAUACAUUAUAUUGAAUUUUUUCUAUUUUUUUUUUCAUAGUUCUGUUUGUGAAUCUCAUCAACUAUAUAGUCAUUAUUAUGAAUUUGUAACAGAUAAUAAUAUAAUACAUACACAUAGAUACAUAAUAAUAUGUAUGUUACCGUUAAUAUAUAAUUACAUUACUUUAUAUAAUAAUUCUAUGUAUUUGAAUCUCUGAAAAUGUAUUAAAUUUUAUUAGUUCAUAAAACA